GGAGGCAAAAUAUAUCCCCACCUGGCAGUCUGGCACCAGGUGAGGUCUGGCGGAACCCAGCUGGAGAGUGGAGACUCCACUGCUUAAUGAUGGUGCUGAUGAUGUAUUCACAGUCCCAUUACCUGCUCCCGCCAUGUGAACGUAGCCAUUGUUGUUUUAAUUUCCGCAAAAUAACAGUAUCGGGUUUGGAACCAAAUCCUUCACAGAUCAAAGCCCUUGUUCUAUCCACAAUCAAUGCAACAUCAACCACGAAUGCCAGAAUCCCAAUUGAAUCGCCCCUUAAACGCGAUUACUCGGAAUCUCCGAUACCGAAGAGCAGCAGCAAUGAUGUAUAUGUUCCCUUGGGUUCGCACUGCCCCAAGGGGUUAUGUUUAUGUGGGAGAAGACGUUUCAUCGGAGCCUCAGGAGCAGCUUUGCUUCCUACCUUUCCUUCAAAUGCUUCCGAUCUGAAGCCUGACCAAGCGGCUAUGCUUGAGAGGAUUCAUCCCCCAAGACCAGAUUGGUAUGAGGAGUUCUAUGCUUUGGUUUUGGAGAAGGGCAUGAAAGCUUAUGAGGUAGAGGUUGCAGGUUAUAAAUCAGAACUGUUUUCUAAAUUGAGAGGGAGGAGUAAGAAAGUUUUGGAGCUUGGCAUUGGGACUGGUCCCAAUCUCAAAUAUUAUGCCAGUGGUGGUGAAGUCUAUGUUUAUGGUGUAGAUCCAAAUAAAAAGAUGGAAAAAUAUGCUCGAGAGGCAGCAGUAGCAGCAGGUCUACCACCAUCAAAUUUUAAUUUUAUACAAACAGUUGGUGAGGCAUUGCCACUAAAUGAUGCUUCUAUGGACAUAGUUGUUGGAACUCUUGUAUUAUGUUCUGUUGUAGAUGUUAGUUUGACAUUAGAAGAAGUGAAGAGGGUGCUGAAACCAGGUGGCCUUUACAUUUUCAUGGAACAUGUGGCUGCACAAGAUGGAACAGCUCUCAAAUUCAUCCAGGGUAUUCUAGAUCCUUUGCAACAGAUAGUGGCCGAUGGGUGUCAUCUCACAAGGGAAACAGGAAAGGAUAUUGCUGAAGCUGGGUUUUCAGGUGUUGAUAUUAACAUGGCCUUCAUCCCUAGUGUGUUCCCUCUAAGCCCCCACAUAUAUGGGAUAGCAUGUAAAUAAUACCCAAAUACUGCAAUAAAUGUUGAUCUAUUAUUCUGUUAUGCAUUUCACAAUUCUCACUGAACCUCAUUGACAUAAUCAGAUAAUCUGCAUUUUUUUUCAA
This is a messenger RNA of Macadamia integrifolia, 1236 nucleotides long. RefSeq names its product methyltransferase-like protein 7B. The transcript is spliced from 6 exons. Gene Ontology annotation, molecular function: S-adenosylmethionine-dependent methyltransferase activity. The coding region runs from base 87 to 1133 and encodes 348 amino acids. Lineage: Eukaryota; Viridiplantae; Streptophyta; Magnoliopsida; Proteales; Proteaceae. The record is from RefSeq and is a predicted model, not a curated record.